AUGUAUGGGUUGAAAUAUGACAAGUACAGAAUGAAAUUAACGCGAGCAAGACACAUAGGUGCAACGAGCUGGGCAUCGCCAUGCUACAAGGGGCCAGAGAGUUGCAGCAAGGGACGGCAGACUGAGAAGAGAAAGCGGGCUGCCGUAGCAAGGCCUGAGCACACGGCAGCAAGGCGUGAGCUCACUGCAGCAACGCGUGAGCUCACUGCAACAACGCGUGAGCUCACUGCAGCAAGGCGUGAGCUCACUGCAGCAACGCGUGAGCUCACUGCAGCAAGGCGUGAGCUCACUGCAGCAAGGCGUGAGCUCACUGCAGCAAGGCGUGAGCUCACUGCAGCAACGCGUGAGCUCACUGCAGCAACGCGUGAGCUCACUGCAGCAAGGCGAGAGCUCACUACAGCAAGGCGUGAGCUCACUGCAGCAAAGCGUGAGCUCACUGCAGCAAGGCGUGAGCUCACUGCAGAAAGGCGUGAGCUCACUGCAGCAAGGCGUGAGCUCACUGCAGCAAGGCGUGAGCUCACUGCAGCAAGGCGUGAGCUCACUGCAGCAACGCGUGAGCUCACUGCAGCAAGGCGUGAGCUCACUGCAGCAACGCGUGAGCUCACUGCAGCAACGCGUGAGCUCACUGCAGCAACGCGUGAGCUCACUGCAGCAACGCGUGAGCUCACUGCAGCAAGGCGAGAGCUCACUACAGCAAGGCGUGAGCUCACUGCAGCAAAGCGUGAGCUCACUGCAGCAAGGCGUGAGCUCACUGCAGCAAGGCGUGAGCUCACUGCAGCAAGGCGUGAGCUCACUGCAGCAAGGCGUGAGCUCACUGCAGCAAGGCGUGAGCUCACUGCAGCAACGCGUGAGCUCACUGCAGCAACGCGUGAGCUCACUGCAGCAAGGCGUGAGCUCACUGCAGCAAGGCGUGAGCUCACUGCAGCAACGCGUGAGCUCACUGCAGCAACGCGUGAGCUCACUGCAGCAAGGCGUGAGCUCACUGCAGCAAGGCGUGAGCUCACUGCAGCAAGGCGUGAGCUCACUGCAGCAAGGCGUGAGCUCACUGCAGCAAGGCGUGAGCUCACUGCAGCAAGGCGUGAGCUCACUGCAGCAAGGCGUGAGCUCACUGCAGCAACGCGUGAGCUCAAUGCAGCAACGCGUGAGCUCACUGCAGCAAGGCGUGAGCUCACUGCAGCAACGCGUGAGCUCACUGCAGCAAAGCGUGAGCUCACUGCAGCAACGCGUGAGCUCACUGCAGCAACGCGUGAGCUCACUGCAGCAACGCGUGAGCUCACUGCAGCAAGGCGUGAGCUCACUGCAGCAAGGCGUGAGCUCACUGCAGCAAGGCGUGAGCUCACUGCAGCAAGGCGUGAGCUCACUGCAGCAAGGCGUGAGCUCACUGCAGCAAGGCGUGAGCUCACUGCAGCAAGGCGUGAGCUCACUGCAGCAAGGCGUGAGCUCACUGCAGCAAGGCGUGAGCUCACUGCAGCAAGGCGUGAGCUCACUGCAGCAACGCGUGAGCUCACUGCAGCAACGCGUGAGCUCACUGCAGCAACGCGUGAGCUCACUGCAGCAAGGCGUGAGCUCACUGCAGCAAGGCGUGAGCUCACUGCAGCAAGGCGUGAGCUCACUGCAGCAAGGCGUGAGCUCACUGCAGCAAGGCGUGAGCUCACUGCAGCAAGGCGUGAGCUCACUGCAGCAAGGCGUGAGCUCACUGCAGCAAGGCGUGAGCUCACUGCAGCAAGGCGUGAGCUCACUGCAGCAAGGCGUGAGCUCACUGCAGCAACGCGUGAGCUCACUGCAGCAACGCGUGAGCUCACUGCAGCAAGGCGUGAGCUCACUGCAGCAACGCGUGAGCUCACUGCAGCAACGCGUGAGCUCACUGCAGCAACGCGUGAGCUCACUGCAGCAACGCGUGAGCUCACUGCAGCAACGCGUGAGCUCACUGCAGCAAGGCGUGAGUUCACUGCAGCAACGCGUGAGUUCACUGCAGCAAGGCGUGAGCUCACUGCAGCAAGGCGUGAGCUCACUGCAGCAAGGCGUGAGCUCACUGCAGCAAGGCGUGAGCUCACUGCAGCAAGGCGUGAGCUCACUGCAGCAAGGCGUGAGCUCACUGCAGCAAGGCGUGAGCUCACUGCAGCAAGGCGUGAGCUCACUGCAGCAAGGCGUGAGCUCACUGCAGCAACGCGUGAGCUUACUGCAGCAACGCGUGAGCUCACUGCAGCAAGGCGUGAGCUCACUGCAGCAACGCGUGAGCUCACUGCAGCAAGGCGUGAGCUCACUGCAGCAAGGCGUGAGCUCACUGCAGCAAGGCGUGAGCUCACUGCAGCAAGGCGUGAGCUCACUGCAGCAAGGCGUGAGCUCACUGCAGCAAGGCGUGAGCUCACUGCAGCAAGGCGUGAGCUCACUGCAGCAAGGCGUGAGCUCACUGCAGCAAGGCGUGAGCUCACUGCAGCAAGGCGUGAGCUCACUGCAGCAAGGCGUGAGCUCACUGCAGCAAGGCGUGAGCUCACUGCAGCAACGCGUGAGCUCACUGCAGCAACGCGCGGCAGCGCGUUAGGCGCCAGCGCGCAAGGCGCCAGCGCGCAAGGCGCCAGCUCGCUAGGCGCCAGUGCGCAAGGCGCCAGCGCGCAAGGCGCCAGCGCGCAAGGCGCCAACGCGGUAGGCGCCAGCGCGCAAGGCGCCAGCGCGGUUGGCGCCAGCGCGCAAGGCGCCAACGCGCAAGGCGCCAGCGCGGUUGGCGCCAGCGCGGUAGGCGCCAGCGCGGUAGGCGCCAGCGCGCAAGGCGCCAGCGCGCAAGGCGCCAACGCGCAAGGCGCCAGCGCGCUAGGCGCCAGCGCGCUAGGCGCCAGCGCGCAAGGCGCCAGCGCGCAAGGCGCCAGCGCGCAAGGCGCCAGCGCGCAAGGCGCCAGCGCGCAAGGCGCCAGCGCGCAAGGCGCCAGCGCGCAAGGCGCCAGCGCGCAAGGCGCCAGCGCGCAAGGCGCCAGCGCGCUAGGCGCCAGCGCGCAAGGCGCCAGCGCGGUAGGCGCCAGCGCGCAAGGCGCCAGCGCGCAAGGCGCCAGCGCGCUAGGCGCCAGCGCGCAAGGCGCCAGCGCGCAAGGCGCCAGCGCGCAAGGUGCCAGCGCGCAAGGCGCUAGCGCGGUAGGCGCCAGCGCGCAAGGCGCCAGCGCGGUAGGCGCCAGCGCGGUAGGCGCCAGCGCGGUAGGCGCCAGCGCGCAAGGCGCCUGCGCGCAAGGCGCCAGCGCGCAAGUCGCCAGCGCGCUAGGCGCCAGCGCAAUGCUAAGACGAAACCAAUUGGCACAGGGAACUUUCGAAGAAAGUAGAAAACAUAGGAAAUUUCGGGCGGAGGAGGGAGGUAAAAAGGUCCGGGAAACGUAA
Messenger RNA from Closterium sp. Naga37s-1, 3360 nucleotides. The record is from the annotation of a GenBank genome assembly. Lineage: Eukaryota; Viridiplantae; Streptophyta; Zygnematophyceae; Desmidiales; Closteriaceae.